This is a messenger RNA of Plutella xylostella (diamondback moth), 3072 nucleotides long. RefSeq lists its product as uncharacterized. Gene Ontology annotation, molecular function: nucleic acid binding; zinc ion binding. Lineage: Eukaryota; Metazoa; Arthropoda; Insecta; Lepidoptera; Plutellidae. Gene Ontology annotation, cellular component: nucleoplasm. Gene Ontology annotation, biological process: negative regulation of DNA-templated transcription; positive regulation of DNA-templated transcription. The record is from RefSeq and is a predicted model, not a curated record.
ACUCAACGCGUAGCCGGCCAUUUUAUUUUAGCUGUGCGUGUUUGUUUGUGAAAUAAAUAGUGAAAUGUUAACCGCAAAAAACUAUAAAAAUCUCAAUCUCAAAUACCAGCUGUGGUAAUAAAACAAUCUUAAUAAUGUCUCGUGACGUGGGACGAAAGGGAUACUUCCCACGGGAUCCCCGGGACCCGCGAGAACGCCGGGACAGCAACCGCGACAGAGACGAUUAUCAUGGUGGGCGAAUGUACGACGCGCGGCGGCCUUUGUCUCGCAAGCGCAGCCUCAGCCGGGGCCGCGGCGACGCCGACCGGCGCCCGCGGAGCCGCUCGCCACGGAAAGGAGACAAGGACAUGAUCGACGAUAAUAUUCUAAGUGAAAUCUCUAAACUGCCCGAGCCUAGUGAACUAUGGGAGAGUCAGAACAACUUUGCGCCUCCUCCUCACAUCGCUCCACCUUUCAACCAUGAGGCUGUGCCAAGUGCUAACCCUGGUUACCCAAACUACGUGGCCCAGCCAUCAUACUCCGGUAUCUAUGACGACUUCCCCCCCACAAUAUCGGCCGUGCAGCCCAACCCUCAGCCUCCAGCAGAGUGGAACCAGAUGGCCCUACCGCCACCUCCCACGGCCCCGAGCAGCUCUUUUAUACCAAAUAUUGAAGAUCAGAUCAAGAAAGAAGCUGCCAUUGAAUCAGAAAUGCGCCACCAAAAGGCAGCUCUGUCGAAGCAGAGAGAAGAUUACAUUAAGAAGGCGGGUAUUUUGAAGAAAGAACUGGACACACUGAAGGACCAACGCAACGAGCUGCGCGGAGACUCGCGCCGCUCCCCGAGCCCUGACACUAAGAGGUUUUUAAAGGAAAACACCAAGCUACAGUUGGAGAUCCAGAAUAAGUUGAAGACCAUCAACAAUGUGGUGGACAUGCUGAAUGGCAUCAUCGGGGAGGAGGCGCAGGAAACGGUGGAGUCCGACGAGUCCGGGGAGACUCGGGAGACUCGCACUUCCAAGAGGAAGUCCAGGUCACCAUCUACGGGCAAGUUCAACUACGUUUACUACGACCCCGAGAUGCACUGGUGCCGGGUGUGCAACGAGUUCCCGCCCACUGCUAAAGACUACCUCAACCAUCUGCACUCGCCUGCGCAUCACAAAAUGGCGGCGCAACACAUGGAGGCCCCGUGGCACACUGUGACCGGCAUCAACGAGGGGUUCCCUAGUUACCCGUCAGCCCCUACGAAGCGGACACCCAUUAGAGGUUUGCAAUUCUUCGUCCCGUCGACGGCGUGGUACUGCAAGCUGUGCGACCAGUUCAUCGGAGACCUGCACUGCGCCUCCGCGCAUCUCAAGUCUAUUGUUCAUUCCAAGAACUAUUCCAACUUCGUAGAACAAAACCCUCACUGGGAGACGGACUGGAUGUCGGACCGGCAGAAGUCGGUGGAGAAAAGCCGCGCCCGCAGCAAGCCCGCCCCCGCGCCCGCGCCCGCCCCCGCCCCGCCCGACGCGCCGCCGCAGUAUACCGCGCAUACUAUAACGUUCCAUAAGGAGGGCUUCCAUACUAACAACAGAAAGCCGAGCCCGCCGCCCGCGCCCGUAGAAGAGAAGAAGAAGAAGAAGGAGAAGAAGAAGAGCAAGAAGCGCAAGAAGGACAGCAGCAGUAGUUCGGACAGCUCCUCCAGCAGCUCCGACAGCGACGAAAGCCCCAGCAAGAAGAAGAAGAAGAAGAAGAAAGCCAAAGAAUCAGACGAGAAAAUGCUCUCAGAGUGGAUGUCAUCAAUCAACUCAAACCGCCUCACUGAGAAGGACCGGAAACUCCUCGACUCACUCAAGAGCAAGAUCAAGCAGGAGAAGCCAUCGCCAGAGAGAAGUGCGCGAGAAAGAGAAAGAGAGAGAGAACGGGAGAAGGAGAGAGAGAAGAACAUUGCGGAUAUGCAGAAGAAAAUCAGGGAGAGUGAGCGAGAGCGUCGCGGCGAGCGGCGCAGUCGGCCACGCGAGCCGGACCGCCACCGCAGCCCGAGCCGGGCCGCCUCCACGGCACGGGAGCAGAAGAAACCCGAGAUCAGGAAGAUGCCUUUUAUUGGCAAAAUGCCAGUUUACAAGUCGCUAGGCAAGGCCAAAGAAGAACAGAAGAAGGAGGAAGAGAAGAAGAAAGAAGAUGACGAAGCGGCCAAGAAGAGACAGGCCGAGAUCGACGCGGAGAUACAGAAGAAGGUGGCAGAAUUCAAAGAGAAGAUCGCCAAGGCGCAACUAGAGCGCGCGCAAGCGGCGGCGCCGGGCGCGGACCUGGGCUCGCUGCCGGACUUCAGCGGGCUCAUCCCGCCGCCCGGCCUGGCGCUGCCCGCCGCGCUGCCGCCCGCGCCGCCGCUGCCGCCCAUGCCAGCGCCUGCGGUGGUGCCGCCCUCGCCCGCCGUGCCGGCCGUGCCCGCCGUGCCCAACCUGCCCAAGGACUUCCAGGACGCGCUCGACAUCAUCUUCCCCACCGACCAGAAGGCCAAAGAACAGGCACAGGACCUCUUCAACAACAUGCCGCCCAUCCCCGGCUUCCCCGGCCCCCUCCUGCCCGGCAUGCCGCCCUUCCCCCCUCUCAUGCCCAACUUCAUGGGCUUCGAUAUGAACCAGCAGAUGUUCCAGCCCCGCCCCCAGCUCUACGACACCCAUGUGCCCCUGGUACCCGGCCAGAAACCGAGACACCCCGGCAAGAAUAUCCGGAUGAACAUGAUGAAACCGAACUAUAAUAAUAAGAAGCAACAACACCAUCAGAAUAAUAAGAAUCAACAGAAUAGGAAUCAGAAUCAGAGUCAACAGAAUAAGCCGAAACAGGAGGAAAGGCAGAAGAUUGGUAAAGAUGCGCAAGCGCAAGCGCAGCAGGACACAAAUGGAGCUGUCGCUAAGAAGAAGGAAGAACUGGAAGACCUGGCGAUGCUGGGCAUCGACGCGUCGGACGUCGGAGCUAAUUGUUAGUGGGAUAUCAAUGAAUUUUACUUAUACUUAUUACGAUAAUUUUCACUAUUUACUUUAUUGUAAGUAUUCUUUUAAAAUAAGAUGACGUGUUUUAUUGAUGAAUAAAUGGUACCGGUUGGAGAAAUUA